Molecule: messenger RNA, 642 nt
Organism: Cucurbitaria berberidis CBS 394.84
Lineage: Eukaryota; Fungi; Ascomycota; Dothideomycetes; Pleosporales; Cucurbitariaceae
Product: kinase-like protein
Exons: 1
Source: RefSeq, a predicted model, not a curated record
GAGGCUGCCGCACUACGUCUUGCCACGCGACUUGGCCUACCCACUCCCCGUUUGCAUGAGAUCAAACAAAGCAGUUGUGAUGGAAACGAUGAAUCUACAAUAAGGAUAGAUUUCAUCGAAGGCCAAACUCUGGAGUCGGUCUGGCCCACCCUCUCUGUAGAAGAGAAGCGCGACAUCUGCCGACAGCUACGUGCAAUCCUGGAUACGAUGCGCAAGGCCGAAUGGUCCGCUACGCUUAUUGGCUCAUGUGAUGGAGGCCGUGUACUAGAUGCUCGGCUUUAUGGCGUCAAAACCGGAGGUCCAUUCAGCAAUGAAGAGGAUCUUAACAAAUUCAUUCUGGACAUUCGCGAUAUGACGCUACAGCCAAUGCGGGAUGCUCUUGUGAAACACCAGCGAAAAGACCACCGCAUCGUAUUUACACAUGGAGACUUGCAUCAAGAUAACAUCAUGGUUAAAGACGGGAAAAUCACGGGUCUAAUAGACUGGGAACUAGCUGGUUGGUAUCCGGAGUACUGGGAUUAUGUUAAGUUUUGUUAUUCGAGCGGGGCACACCGAGAUUGGAUGGAUUACACAAAAGAUAUAUUCUCUCAGUCAUAUGAAGAGGAGCUCUUAUUCCACUUGGCGCUCUCUCGUUUUCAGCGA